Molecule: messenger RNA, 575 nt
Organism: Platichthys flesus (European flounder)
Lineage: Eukaryota; Metazoa; Chordata; Actinopteri; Pleuronectiformes; Pleuronectidae
Gene: gcshb
Product: glycine cleavage system protein H (aminomethyl carrier), b
Exons: 5
Coding region: 37-561 (174 amino acids)
Biological process (GO): protein lipoylation; glycine decarboxylation via glycine cleavage system
Cellular component (GO): mitochondrion; glycine cleavage complex; cytoplasm
Source: RefSeq, a predicted model, not a curated record
GCAGCGGGCUGAGCAGCGGACUCACUCCCGGUGAAGAUGGCGAUGAGGACAGCGCUGCGACGCGUCUCUGCGAACUUCUCGCCCAGGCUGCCUCAGCUGGCGCCCGCAGCGCAGCUCUGCGCCGCCCGGCUGCUGUGGAGGAGCGACUCCCCGCGCACCCUGAGCUCCACCGCGGUCCUGUCCUCAGCACUAAAGUUCACAGAUAAGCACGAGUGGGUGAAAGUAGAAGGAGGCAUCGGCACAGUCGGUAUCAGCAAUUAUGCUCAGGAAGCAUUAGGUGAUGUGGUUUACUGUGGACUCCCUGAAGUUGGCCAAAGACUUGAACAAAUGGAGGAGUUUGGUGCUUUGGAGAGUGUGAAGGCUGCCAGUGAGCUGUACUCCCCACUGACAGGAGAAGUGACUGAAAUCAACAAGGAGCUAACAGAGAAUCCUGCACUUGUGAAUAAAGCCUGCUAUGAAGAGGGAUGGCUAAUCAAGAUGACGAUCGAGAAGCCCGGAGAACUCGACGGCCUCAUGGAUCAAGCUGCGUACGACAAAUUAAUUCAUUCCCUUGAAGAAUAAAUCCAUGAAGUCGG